UCAAUUGGUUUAAUUUGUAUUUUGUUUUCUUUUUUUUUACUUCCAACAAUCAGUUAAUCAAUUUAGUGAUCGAACUUGAUGUGUGUCUUGUUCUGUCACUUCGAUUCUGUUUCUAGUUUGUCAAUUUGUCAUCUAUUUUCUUUUGGUUUCUACGCCUUAAUUUGUGUUUGAGUUUUGUUCUCUUUGUGGUUUGUGCUUUUGAGCAUAUUUGCCCUUCUAAUUAUUGCUUCUUUGAUUCUCUCUCUCUCUCUUUCUCUUUUUUUCGUUGAAUUUUAUUGAAUCUUAUCAAAAUGUGUGAUGAUGAAGUAGCCGCUUUAGUUGUUGAUAAUGGAUCGGGUAUGUGUAAAGCCGGUUUUGUCCCAAGGGCUGUUUUCCACGAUCUGGUCGGCUACGGAAAAAAUCGGCUAAAGUUUUGGAAAUGGAAAUGGCUAAACGAGGUUUUCCCGAACGUGAUUUCACCUCAAUCAAUCAGUCUCCGUCUACUAUUAGCGCCUCAACCACCUCAACCACCGCGGAAAUGAUUCAUAAACCACCAGUUAAUAAAAGACGCCGUCACCGUCAAGCUCAUAAUAUUGCGAUUAAAGAUAUUGGUCGAUGGAAAGCUCAAGAUGAUCUUGCUCUUAUGUUAGGAGUACAACAAACAAAUAAUCUGGAAGAUGUUUAUCGUGGUGUCAAAUUCUCAUGUAAAUUUACUCUGAAAGAGAUUGAAAAUCGUUGGUAUGCUAUCCUUUAUGAUCCAACCAUUGCCAAGAUUAGUGUCUCUGCGAUACGUCAAUUACAUUCUGAUGUUGUCGCUUUAAUUCAUAAGAAAACCAUUUUUAGUCAACAAGAGGAAGAUAUCAUCAGACAAAUACCAUCCACAUCUUUACCCACAGUUGAAAUGUUCGAUGAGAUGCUUUCCAAAAAUACCCAUGUUUUCCUUCCUUAUCGUACUGGUAAAUGUCUAUUCAAUCAUUGGACUCUUCUUAAACAUCAUCACCUUUUACCUGAUCAAUCAAUUCAAUAUUUUUCUCGUCAUCAAGAUUUAAUGAAUUUUUCCGAUGGUGAAGAUUCAAUUGAAAAAGAUGUUGAAGCUUCACUUGUUCUUCCAUGUAAACAAGAUGAUCUCCUUCAUUCGGAACAUAUUCUCUCUGAUCGUAAAAAUAAACGUGAAAUUAGACGAUUAGAGAAUGAAAUACCUCGAUGGCAAGUAUUAGUCGAUAGUAUAACUGGUGUGGCUCCAUCCGAUUUUGAUAAUCACACAUUAGCCGUUUUAAGAGGACGUUUAGUUCGGUAUUUAAUGAGAUCUCGAGAGAUAACAUUGGGAAGAUGUACAAAAGACAGUGAAGUUGAUGUUAACCUUUCGCUCGAAGGUCCAGCAGCUAAAAUCUCACGUAAACAAGGAUUAAUUAAAUUACAACCUAACGGGGAUUUUAUGCUCGCCAAUACGGGUAAAAGGCCAAUCUAUGUUGAUUCAAAGCCCAUCGUUGGAUCUCUUAAUUGUGCAAAAUUGUUCAAUAAUUCGGUUGUGGAAAUUGCCGGAUUACGAUUUGUAUUCUUAAUUAAUCAAGACCUGAUUGCUGCAGUUCGAACUGAAGCUCUUAAAAAUCAAAUAUAAAUAAUGUACAUUGUAAAUAUUCAAUAACAAGUUAAUUAAUCACGAAGGAGAAAGGAACACAAAUACAUACACAACUUGAUCAAGUUGUAAUUAAAACCUUCUUUAAAUGAAAAACAAA
Molecule: messenger RNA, 1715 nt
Organism: Panonychus citri (citrus red mite)
Lineage: Eukaryota; Metazoa; Arthropoda; Arachnida; Trombidiformes; Tetranychidae
Gene: Rcd5
Product: microspherule protein 1-like
Exons: 1
Coding region: 419-1597 (392 amino acids)
Biological process (GO): positive regulation of transcription by RNA polymerase II
Cellular component (GO): Ino80 complex; MLL1 complex; NSL complex
Molecular function (GO): protein binding; G-quadruplex RNA binding
Source: RefSeq, a predicted model, not a curated record